CCUAUUCCCUCAGAAAUGAUGGAGCAGGAACAAGAACUGCGGAGACAGAAUGAGAAACUUGACAGAUUGGACAAGGCACUCGAUAACCUCCACAACGUCAGCAAAGCAGUCGGCGAUGAACUGGAAGAGCAGAUCACCUUGAUUGAAAGACUUGAGGAAGCAACGGAUCGAGCAAAUGAGACCACGAGAAAGUUGCACAAAAAUCUAAAGACCCAGGUCCAGCAAGGAGAACAAACAAACAAUACGAUUCUAGACAUUGUCCUAGUGCUUGUUUUUAUUUUCUUAGCACUGGUGGUCGUGUAUGUCUGGAGACAUUAGGAUUUGAAUUGAUUUAACUAGUUCCACUAAAAUCCACAUUCUCUAUACUUUAGCAGUUCCUCUUUUAGGCGGCAUCCUUUUUUGGCUUUACCAAUCCCAUUGUUCAUUUCGAUUGAUC
This is a messenger RNA of Blastocystis hominis, 436 nucleotides long. RefSeq lists its product as hypothetical. Bases 16 to 318 code for a protein of 100 amino acids. The transcript has 4 exons. The record is from RefSeq and is a predicted model, not a curated record. NCBI's taxonomy places the organism in Eukaryota, Bigyra, Opalinata, Blastocystidae.